AAAGCUCACGUUUUGCAAGUGAUCAAGGAAGACCAAGUGAUUCAGAGUCUCACUCACAUGUCUGGUUAACUUGAAACUACGAGCCUCACGUCAAUGUCUGCUGAAAAUAUUAUUUUAGUCUUUGCAGCUGUUUUGACAUGCUCUCUAGCCGAUCGACCGUGCGCACAAAAAAUCUUCGAACCCGAACAAAAUAUAGUGUGCGUUUGUAAUGCAACCUACUGUGAUGACAUUGAGCCUUUGUCUACUAUUCCAUCUGGAAAAGCUGUCAUAUAUGUAUCUUCCUUGGCUGGGAAACGCUUUGCCAAAGCGACAGUGCCGAUUUCUGACCAGAAAAUGAGCGCCGACAUAUCCAUAAGUGUAGAUGCUCGUCAAGAGUUCCAAUCAAUCAUGGGUUUUGGUGGAGCAUUCACGGAUUCCGUGGGGAUCAAUAUUGCAUCGCUCAAAGAGACUACUCAGAGAAAUCUUUUGAAAGCAUAUUUUGGAAGAAAUGGAAUUGGCUACAACAUGGCCAGAGUUCCAAUUGCAAGUACAGAUUUUUCAACGAGGGAAUAUAGUUAUGCGGAUACGCCAGGAGAUAUGGAAAUGAAGAGUUUUUCAUUGGCUGAUGAAGAUUUCAAAUACAAGAUUCCCUACAUCUUGUCGGCUAUGAAUCUUACUGGUGGAAACAUCAAACUGUUUGCAUCGCCCUGGAGUGCUCCCGGUUGGAUGAAAACUAAUGGGCGGAUGAAGGGAGGUGGUACGUUGAAAGGCCUGGUCAAUGGAGAAUAUUAUCAAUCAUAUGCUGUCUAUCUUACCAAGUUCUUUGAAGAAUAUGCAAAGAAUGGCGUUCCAUUUUGGGGCAUGACGUUGCAAAAUGAACCCUCAUCUGGCUUGUUACCAUUUUAUGGAUGGCAAACAAUGCUUUUCACUGCAGACAUGGAAAGAGAUUUUGUCAAAGGUGUACUUGGCCCAAUGUUCAAGAGCAAUGAUGCAACGAAGAACCUCAAGGUGAUGGCGUUAGAUGACAACCGACUAUGGCUUCCUAGAUGGGCUGACAAAAUAUUUGACGACCCUGAUGCCACAAAAUAUGUCGAUGGAAUUGGUGUGCAUUGGUAUUUCAAUGCUCUUGCGCCAGCUUCGCUACUUACUAGCACCUAUAAGAAGCAUCCUGAUAAAUUUUUGCUGGCAACAGAGGCUUGCACGGGAUCUAUGGGUGUUCAUGGUCCUAUAUUAGGUGACUGGUAUAGAGCUGAGGAGUAUGCAGAUGAUAUAAUCACGAAUCUGAAUAAUUUCGUAUCUGGUUGGGUUGAUUGGAACAUGUGUCUGAAUGAACGAGGUGGUCCCACGUGGGUUAACAAUUUUGUCGAUUCGCCUAUUAUCGUCAAUUCGACUGCAGAUGAAUUCUACAAACAGCCAAUGUUCUAUGCAAUGGGUCAUUUCAGCAAGUUUAUCGCAGCUGAUUCUGUUCGAAUAACUACGAAAGUCAUCGGAAAGCAAGAAAUUAUGGCAACUGCUGUCAAUUACCAAGGACGAAGGACGCUGUUGCUACUGAAUAAACACGACCGUUCGCAGGAUGUAUCGAUCGCCGACUCUGCUACUGGACACUAUAUUCUUUUAAAUAUUGAUCCCCAUUCUAUAGUAUCUGUGAUCUGGAACAAGCAAUAACUAAUAAACAUUUCAGUU
This is a messenger RNA of Cylicocyclus nassatus, 1662 nucleotides long. NCBI's taxonomy places the organism in Eukaryota, Metazoa, Nematoda, Chromadorea, Rhabditida, Strongylidae. The record is from the annotation of a GenBank genome assembly.